AUGUCUAAUCCACGCAGACCCUAUUCCCUGCACUCUGCCCAGCAGAGCCGGAGCAGCAACUACUCCCAUACUUCUCCCUCCCGCACCCAAACCCCCGGGCAUUCCGAUCGCGAUGACCAAGAACAGUCGCUGUUGCACCGCAGCAUGGCCAGUCCCUACGGCACGCCCUAUGAAGACCCCAGCGUCUCCACCGACUCUCUACGUCGCUACACCCUUCACGAUCCCGGUGUCACCGUCUUCGCCGCGCCCCCGUACCAGGAAUCCGAGUCGGCCGACGUCUACGACGCCCACAUGUCGGACAAGGACGCCAUCAAUCUGAAUACCUGGCAGCAGCCCAGCGUCAGCGGGCGCUCGGGCGGCCUGCGCCGCUAUGGCACCCGCAAGAUCAACCUGGUGCAGGGCUCCGUGCUGAGCGUCGACUACCCCGUGCCUAGUGCGAUCCAGAAUGCCAUCCAGCCCGAGUACCGCGAGGCGGAGGAGGCCUUCCCGGAGGAAUUCACCCAUAUGCGAUACACCGCGGCCACCUGCGACCCCGACGAGUUCACCCUGCGGAACGGGUAUAAUUUGCGCCCGGCCAUCUAUAACCGCCACACCGAGCUGCUCAUUGCCAUCACCUACUACAAUGAAGAUAAGGUGUUGACCGCCCGCACGCUGCACGGCGUCAUGCAGAAUGUGCGCGAUAUCGUCAAUUUGAAAAAGUCGGAAUUCUGGAACAAGGGAGGCCCGGCCUGGCAGAAGAUAGUCGUGUGCCUGGUGUUUGAUGGGAUCGAGCCCUGCGACAAGAACACCCUCGACGUGCUCGCCACGAUCGGAAUUUAUCAAGAUGGGGUAAUGAAGAAGGACGUGGAUGGCCGCGAGACCGUCGCCCAUAUCUUCGAAUAUACAACCCAGCUCUCCGUCACCGCAAACCAACAGCUGAUCCGACCACAUGGAAACGACUCAUCCAACCUUCCUCCCGUCCAAAUGAUCUUCUGCUUGAAGCAGAAGAACAGCAAGAAGAUCAACUCCCACCGCUGGUUGUUCAACGCCUUCAGCCGGAUCCUCAACCCCGAGGUCUGCAUUCUGAUCGACGCCGGAACCAAGCCCGGACGCAAGUCUCUUCUCGCUCUCUGGGAAGCCUUCUACAACGACAAAACGCUCGGCGGCGCCUGCGGUGAAAUCCACGCCAUGUUAGGCGCGGGAUGGCGGAAGGUCCUGAACCCGCUCGUGGCCAUGCAGAACUUUGAAUAUAAAAUCUCCAACAUCUUGGAUAAACCGCUCGAAAGCGCUUUUGGCUACGUCAGCGUGCUACCAGGUGCUUUCUCCGCCUACCGUUAUCGAGCCAUCAUGGGCCGACCGCUGGAACAAUAUUUCCAUGGCGACCAUACCCUGUCCAAGCGCCUCGGCAAGAAGGGUAUCGAGGGUAUGAAUAUUUUCAAAAAGAACAUGUUCCUGGCAGAGGACCGCAUUCUGUGCUUCGAGUUGGUGGCCAAGGCCGGGUUCAAAUGGCACUUGACCUACGUGAAGGCCUCCAAGGCCGAGACUGAUGUGCCUGAGGGCGCGCCGGAGUAUAUCAGUCAACGACGACGCUGGCUCAACGGCUCCUUUGCUGCUGGGUUGUAUGCGAUGAUGCAUUUCGGGCGGAUCUAUCGCAGUGGACAUAACAUCGUGCGGCUGUUCUUCCUGCAUAUCCAGAUGAUCUACAACUUCUGCCAGCUCAUCAUGACCUGGUUCUCUCUUGCGUCUUACUGGCUCACGAGUUCGGUCAUUAUCGAUCUGGUCGGUACGCCGAGUGAAACAAACAAGAACAUCGGCUGGCCGUUUGGGAACGAGGCGACGCCCAUCGUCAACAACUUUAUCAAAUACGGCUAUCUUUUCUGUCUCAUGCUGCAGUUCAUUCUGGCGCUAGGCAACAAACCCAAAGCAACCCGACUCCCAUACACCCUCUCGUUCCUGUACUUCUCGCUCGUCCAGAUCUAUGUGCUCGUCCUCUCAUUCUACCUGGUCGCGAACGCGUUCACAGGCGGCAUGCUAGAUUUCAACUUCGACAACGGCGUCGGCGCGUUCCUCUCGUCGUUCUUCAGCUCCAGCGGCGGAGGUAUCGUCCUGAUCGCCUUGGUCUCCACCUACGGCAUCUACGCCGUGGCCAGUCUGCUCUACAUGGACCCGUGGCACAUCCUCACGAGCUCGUGGGCGUACUUCUUCGGACUGACGACGUCGAUCAACAUCCUGAUGGUCUACGCCUUCUGCAACUGGCACGACGUGUCGUGGGGCACCAAGGGCUCCGACAAGGCGGAGAACCUGCCCUCAGCGCAGACGAAAAAGAGCGACGACAACAAGCAACAGAACUUCAUCGAGGAAAUCGACAAGCCGCAGGCGGACAUCGACUCGCAGUUCGAGGCGACCGUCAAGCGGGCGCUGGCGCCGUGGGUUGAGCCGGAGGAGGACUCCGGGACGAGUCUCGACGAUGGAUACCGGAAUUUCCGAACGGUGCUCGUCCUGCUGUGGGUGUUUAGUAACCUCAUUGUGUCGUUGUUGAUCACCAGCACGGGGGUGGAUAGAAUGUGCUUGACGAAUACUUCCACCACCCGCACCUCGUGGUACUUCCAGGUUAUCCUGUGGGCUACAGCUGGUCUGUCGAUUUUCCGCUUCCUGGGGUCGCUGUGGUUCUUGGGUAAAUCGGGUAUUCUGUGCUGCGUGAACCGGCGCUGA
Messenger RNA from Aspergillus terreus NIH2624, 2691 nucleotides. It is a transcript of the gene chsC, whose product is annotated as chitin synthase C. Bases 1 to 2691 code for a protein of 896 amino acids. The record is from RefSeq and is a predicted model, not a curated record. Lineage: Eukaryota; Fungi; Ascomycota; Eurotiomycetes; Eurotiales; Aspergillaceae. The transcript has 7 exons. Gene Ontology annotation, molecular function: chitin synthase activity. Gene Ontology annotation, cellular component: cell septum; cell periphery.